UUUCACAAAAUAUAAGCAAGCGAAUUCUAACUCUCUCUCUAUCUCUCUCUUUCUCUGAGUUCCUUGCCAACAGCAAGACAAGAAUCAAGAUUUUUGAUUAUAAAUAGAGAAGUGGUGGAGGAAGCUGGAAAGGAAAACCCAGUCUGGGAUGGGCAUAAGAGGAAAGCAAAAGACAUGACAUGGUGUAAUGACUUAAACGAAAGAGCCCACCUUCAAAUUAUCUCUUCUCCACAAGAAAACAGUGUUGUCAACUCCAAAAUUGAUGAUGUUAAGACUUUAACUUGCCCUUCAUGUGGCCAUACCAUACAACUCCAAGAUCAGACGGGACUUCAUGAGUUACCAGGACUACCAGCUGGAGUGAAAUUUGAUCCUUCUGAUCAAGAAAUUCUUGAACAUUUGGAGGCAAAGGUGAUUUCCAAUGCCCGGAAAUUGCAUCCUCUUAUCGAUGAAUUUAUUCCAACAAUUGAGGGUGAAAAUGGGAUUUGCUACACUCAUCCAGAGAAGCUACCAGGAGUAGGCAAGGAUGGCCAGAUUCGCCACUUCUUCCACAGGCCCUCAAAGGCAUACACAACCGGGACUAGAAAGCGACGGAAGGUACACACCGAAACGGACGGUGCUGGAGAAACAAGAUGGCACAAAACUGGCAAAACCAGGCCUGUUUCAACAGGUGGAACCAUAAAAGGUUACAAGAAAAUCUUAGUCCUCUAUACAAACUACGGUAGGCAAAGAAAACCUGAGAAGACCAAUUGGGUAAUGCACCAAUAUCACUUGGGCAGUAACGAAGAAGAAAAAGAUGGAGAAUUAGUGAUCUCAAAGGUUUUCUACCAAACUCAGCCAAGACAAUGUGCUGGAUCAAGCAUUAUCAAAGACAAGAAAUCCAGCAGACAGGAUAGCAAUGUCCCAUUUGUGAAAAAUAAAGAUUUCGUUGAGUACUAUAAUACUAGUACUCCUUUUAUCUCAUACAGUAUCGGGAGCCAAAUUAGCGACAACCCACCUCAGGUUAUUCCUAAUUUUGUCGUGAAUGGUGAUGGGUCAACUUUUUUUCAGGUUUCUUCAAGUGCAAGCAAAGGCAAAUGAGGAAUAAGAUGGACGAAGGUGGUUUGCAUGUAUUAGGGUUAACAGUAAUAAUGACGCUUUUUAGUGGUAGUUGUUGCCUGUUGGGGAAAUAAUUAAAGUUGAGUUAUUUAUGGGGGAUGGUGGAAUAAAAUUGUUUUGAAUAGAGAGACAUUUCUUAUCAUGUAUGUAUACAUAUAUAUAUCUAUACAUUUAAGCGUCACGCCUAUAGUACAAUGAAACUGAUCUUGUAAUAUUUCUUUUUAACUUGAUAUUCUGUGAUCUUUGCAUGAUCUGUA
Molecule: messenger RNA, 1352 nt
Organism: Olea europaea var. sylvestris
Lineage: Eukaryota; Viridiplantae; Streptophyta; Magnoliopsida; Lamiales; Oleaceae
Product: NAC domain-containing protein 73-like
Exons: 4
Coding region: 175-1077 (300 amino acids)
Biological process (GO): regulation of DNA-templated transcription
Cellular component (GO): nucleus
Molecular function (GO): transcription cis-regulatory region binding; DNA-binding transcription factor activity
Source: RefSeq, a predicted model, not a curated record